This is a messenger RNA of Penaeus monodon (black tiger shrimp), 1991 nucleotides long. RefSeq lists its product as uncharacterized. The record is from RefSeq and is a predicted model, not a curated record. NCBI's taxonomy places the organism in Eukaryota, Metazoa, Arthropoda, Malacostraca, Decapoda, Penaeidae.
CUUCCCGCCAUGACAGCAGACGACUCCAAAGUUCCAAACUAAAAAUCCAUCUCCUCGUGUUGUGGCGCAAGGGGAGAGACAAACCCCCCUCUUGGCCUUCUCUCCAAAAUUAACACAUAAGGUAAAGAUGUCCAACCCCAUUGGUUCAUUUUUAGUGAGGGCAGCAAGAUCAACAGUUGCAGGGGAUGCGUACGAGGCUGAACCUUCAGGACACACACUCCCAACUGGAACGUUUUUAUCUGAGUUAACGACAACGCAAAACACGCCAUCCUUUCUUACGGAAACUCCUCAGGCUCCCAAUGCAGCUUUUUUAGCAGCUCGUUCAGGACACCAAGAAACAAUCCUCAGUUUGACAGCCCCUGGAGGCACAGGAACCUUCCUCUCCUCAGCUGAAUCAGAUGUCACUGGAGGAGAAGAGGUGUUGCUUGGAGGUGGAGAAGAUGGAGAAGCUGGCGAUAUUGCAUCAGGGCCGUUGCUCUAUCUUGAUCCUGCAACCGGUGGAAGAUACUUCUCAUGAGCAGUUUGUGGUGGUUGGAGCUCUGCAGUCAGAAGAGGAGCAGGUGGUGCUGGAAAGGCCACUAGAUGAAAGCACUGCACAUAAUACAGUUAAUGUUGAAAACAUGUUGAGAUCCCAGGUAGAAUCAGCCAGACCAGAACUUGCCCCACACCACAUUUUUGCCUCACAACUGGAGUCUUCAUUAGGCCUUAAUGUUGGGGUGACUGCAUCAGGCUCCCUGUCCAGUAAUCAAGCAUGCAAGUCCAGAAAUUCAGUUUUGAAUAUUCAGGCCACACCAGAACCAAUUGGAGACAGGAGAGAUUCUCCUUCUAUCUUGGACUGUACUGAUGCUCCCAUGCUGACCCUCCGAGUAGCAGAUGAGGGAGGUGGAAUGUCAACAGGGGAGCUGAGAAGAGAUAUACUGGGUAUCGAGUCAGUGCCACAUAUAAAUUUGGAAGAGAUAAUUGAGAAGUUCACAAGCAGUAGCAGCACACAUGUUAUUGACAGUGGCAGUGUGCCUGAAAAUAACAGAGUUAUUACAGAUAUAGACAAUGCUGUGAACGAGAGUGCUAACCCUGUUUUGUCAGAGAUAACAGUCUACAAAGAUCAUCCACUACAACAGGAUCACAAACUAAGUUUAGAGAAACAUAUUGAAGUCACUUCAGAUGUUCUGCAGGGAGACAACAGAAGUCCCAGCAAAGCCACGACAGAUGAUGAUAUAACCAGAAGAACUUUUGUUAAUUCUAGAUCUGAGAAUGACAAAGGUCACUUUUUGAAACUGAGUAGCAUCUCAGAAAAAGAUGAUGAAAAUGAUACUUCUGUGAUAAUUGAUGAGGAGAGCCUUUAUGAUAUUGUAAUGACAUACAGAUGCACGUUAAUGCUCCAGAAUUUUUUGUUGAGAAAUCUGGGUGGCACUGUGAAGAUCCGUGUGUCAACUACACCAGCAAAUGACCAGCCACUUUCACUGUGUAAUGAGGACACAAAAUUACCAAAGAAAAAAGCUGUAUUUCCAGACCACAGCAGUAUUUCAGGAGCAGAAGAAAAAAAGGACCUCAAUAUUCUCUAUUGUGGAUUUUGUUCCAAAGAAUUCCUGGACCUCCAAGAAUGCCGUAAGCAUAUAAAAAAGGAACAUCCAGCAGAGACAGAGAAGAAGACAAGAAAAGGACAUGCACGACAGCGAAAUUCCCAGGGCUUAAAAGUCAAGUAUCCUUCCCAACCAGGGAUGCUUAUUGGCCACCGUAAAUCUCGCAGUUAUGCUCAGGGAUACUGGAAAAUUUUUCAUAGUGAUAAUCCGGCUGAGAUCAUCUGUGUCCAGUGCACACUUGUUAAAUACAAAUUUUCAAGCGAGGAAAAUCUGCAGCAACACAAAGCAUGUCACGGACAAGCAGAGAGUGGCGAAGAGAGAGUCUUCACAUGUAGUAUAUGUUUCUUGAAAUAUGACAAAGACUUAUUCAUCUGCAAUAUUGUUAACAAGAAAACAUACAUAAAACUAUAA